Molecule: messenger RNA, 8718 nt
Organism: Rana temporaria (common frog)
Lineage: Eukaryota; Metazoa; Chordata; Amphibia; Anura; Ranidae
Gene: PKD1L3
Product: polycystin 1 like 3, transient receptor potential channel interacting
Exons: 53
Coding region: 99-8375 (2758 amino acids)
Biological process (GO): detection of mechanical stimulus
Cellular component (GO): membrane
Molecular function (GO): calcium channel activity; protein binding; calcium ion binding
Source: RefSeq, a predicted model, not a curated record
CCAUCCUUAUUACCUGAUUUUCAUAAACACAUCUCACAUUUUGCUCCCUGGCUUCCUGAUGACGGUUACUGUAUGGGAAAUCCUCCACCCAGAUUAGGAUGCUUGUAAUUCCUGCUCUGCUGAUCUGGGCACUUUUCCGAUGCUGCCAGCUGGGUAUCUGUGAAGCCGUGCCAUGCCCGGGGCCAACAUUCGCGUUUUUGGGUUCCUGCUAUCGCUUUGUGGAUCAAGAGACUGAUUUCUGGGGGGCAAGGAAGUCCUGCUUCGACUGCGGAGGGCGGCUGGCCAACGUGACGGAAAAUUCGCUCCUCCUGACCUUCCUGAGGGAUCACCUCAAUGGAACAAGUUGGUGGGUUGGGCAAGAUAUUGAAGCAGAUAUUUUGUGGCAUGGAGAUGCCGUUGUACAGAGAUUAUGCCCAGCUCUGUCCUACUCAGGGGUUCUACAGGAGGCACCUUGUCUACAACAAAAUGGCUUCAUCUGCCAGACAGAGGGACAAAGCUGUAGCUCUGAGAGGAGUAACAGAUCCACCACACCUGUGGACAACCAUGUACAGAGACAACAUUCUUCCAGAAGAACAAAGAGAUUGGUUGUCUUCAAGGUUGACGCGCCAGAUAUUCUCCAAAUGGCAUUGCAACAAGUUCAGACACCUCUAAUAGGAGGUCACAACCUCACAAGCCUGCUCAUCCUAUUAAAUUCCAGGAUGCAAGAUGAAGACGAUGCCAAUACAGCACAGCUGAACUUUACGUUGUCUCUUCUGGAUCAGUUAUCUGACACCCUUACAAAUCCAGACAUCAGAUCAUCGGAUUUAUUUACCAACCUGAGCAACGUGGUGUAUUUUGGUGUAAACAGCAUAGUAGGGACUGUUUUGGCCCCGUGUUCUCAAAUCACAUGGACUACACAAGAGAUACAAUCCUUCACGAACUCUGCGUUGGACAUUCUAAAUAACCUUCAGCUUGCCACACUUGCUAAUUUUUCUGGCCCGGUCAUUCUGCAGACCCCAAUGUACUCCAUGCUUCUGAGCAGUGAGAAUUCAUCAGCGAUUGGUAGCAAGACCUUCUCUUUUCCUGGCCAAUCGGUGGAAGUGGUUUUCCCAUCUCAGUCAGCGCUAAUGUCAUUGCUGUCAAAUCUACAAUCCGUUCAGAUUCAGAUGAUGAGUUUUGCAAAGAACCCCUUUAUUAUAGACUCUUCUUUCAAUAUCACCAGCACCGUCAUUGGCCUGUCCAUCGUCUCUCAGAAUCAAGAGAUCGGAGUUCACAAUUUAACAGAUAACUUUCAGCUCUUUCUCCCUCAAAGUCCAACUAACUCAACACCGAUCCAGACGAGUACAGACAAAGCUUUACAACUGUCUCUGAUGGCGCCCACAUCGGGCAGCACGUUGGUUAUUAUCGUGUCUGCAAACCACGGGGUGGAGCUGGAUCUUUACCAUGGAAAGAAAAUUUUGCCAAAACCGGUUGUGACUCGGAUCAAUGACACAGACUCCCACACAUGGAUAGUGACUCCAGCAAUGUUCUCUGAUCCCACGGCUAAACAGAUAUUCCUUGUGGCCCCCUCCAAUGGUUCCUCAGUAAACAACCUUCGGUUUGGCGUCUCUGCUUAUUCAGCGCAAUGCGCUUACUGGGAUCCAAACCCUCAGAAAUGGAAAUCUGAUGGCUGCAUGGUUGGCCCCCAGACCACCGCGGACGGAGUCCAGUGUCUCUGCAAUCACCUCUCGUUCUUCGGGGGUUCGUUCCUGGUGCUCCCAGUGCAGAUCGAUGUCACCCGUACAGCAGAAUAUUUUUCUCAGAUCUCACAGAAUCCUGUCAUUGUCAUAUUGCUGGCAUGCUUCUACGCUUGUUACAUUCUUGGUGUUCUAUGGGCACGACGGAGGGACCUCAGGGACCAGGUGAAGAAUCGAAUAAUAGUACCUCAAGAUAAUGAUCCUUGUGGAUUAUACCGCUAUCUGAUAACUGUGCACACCGGGCAUCGGGCAGGUACCAGUGCCAAGGUGUACCUGUCUAUUGGUGGAUUACAUGGUCAGUUUGGCCCGAUUCUCCUAUCAGACACCAAAUCUAAAGUGUUCAAUAAAGGCAGUAAGGAUAUCUUCCUACUUUCUUUGCCGUAUCCUCUGGGUGAGAUUAAAAGCAUCACGCUCAGCCAUGAUGGAUCCGGUCCUCGUAAAAGAUGGUAUGUAACCCAAGUGAAGGUUCAAGAUGUCCAACUGAAGAAAACUUGGUACUUUCUGUGCAAUGCAUGGCUAGUCGAACCAGCCAAAGGAGACACUUCCAGCAAGACCUUCACCGCUGCUACUGAUCAAGAUUUGAGAAGCUUUAGGAAUAUCUUCAUGAAGAAAACGUUACUGGGCUUGCAAAAUGAUAACAUCUGGAUUUCGGUCAUUAAUCACCCGGCGCGCAGUGUAUUCACCCGUAUUCAGAAGAUAUCCUGCUGCAUGUGUCUCUUCCUCUGUACCAUGGUCAUCAAUCUGAUGUUCUGGGAAAUGCCCCAAUCCAACUACCCCAUAAUCUUCAGUAUGGGUGACAUCAACAUAUCCUGGAAAGACAUCAUGAUAGCGAUUGAAAGCGCUCUGCUCAUGUUUCCCGUCAACUUGCUCAUCAUCUACAUCUUCAGAAACACUCAACCCAAGGAAUGUAAAUCGGGAGAUAAGAAAGGCAAAAAAACUGCCAAUGCCAAAAAGGGCCCAUCCAGCCAACAGAGUCUGGCCACCAUACUAGAGAACUUGUCAACGGUGGCACAAACGCUGAGGCAAAACUCGUGGAAUAACAUGGAAGUGGACCUAAACCAAGAGCCAAGUCCAGACUUUACUGUUCUUCUACAGAUCAUCUCACACCUGCUGCAAAAGCAAAUACCUUCUGGAACCCUGACAGUCUCCGUACCGUUGGCUCAGCUCUCUGGUGAAGAGUUGCAUGCCUUGUUCUGUGGAAAUUAUGUCUCUCAGAAGCUCCGGAAAGUGUCUGCUGAUCUUAGGCAACUGGAGAACCAGCAAGUCCUAGACAAGCAGCAGUACGAAGAGUUCUCUAUACAGCUACAGGCGCUAAUGAAUGUCCUGGAAAAAUCCAUACCAUCAGUGCCCAUACAAAGGUCCCCUCAAAAGAAGGCAAUAAAAAAGAAACGUCUCCCUUGGUGGUUCCUGUACAUUGGGUGGUUCCUUCUGAUAUCAAUAAGCAUUGUGUCCACCUACUUCACCAUGAUGUACGGAUUCCUGUAUGGGAAGCAAAGCUCUAUCCGAUGGAUCGUCUCCAUGUUCCUGUCACUCUUCCAGAGUAUCUUCAUUCUGCAGCCUCUCAAGGUGGUGGGAUUUGCAGUGUUCUUUGCUUUGGUGCUGAAAAAGGUGGAUGAAGAUGAAGAAGAUCUUUUGGAUGGAGAAUUGGGACUACCAGACGGCACGUGGUAUGUAUCCGGGAACUGUAUCCUGAUAGUUCCAAAACGGGUGACUUAUCAAGAAGCCGAAUUCUGGUGCCGGAAAUGGGAAGGAGAGCUGGUCCAGAUUGAAGAAGUCAACUUGCUGAACUUCUUACUUUCACUGAUUGAUGAUGGAGAAAAAUACUGGGUGGAUAUCCCGCACAGGACGGAGAGGAGGCUUCACUAUGGGGACCGUCAGCAUAAUAGACGAAGACAGAAGGAGGUGCCCAGUGAUGAUUUCUGUCCCAUAAUAUUCCAAGGCUCCGAUAACUUGGAACGUGCAUCAAGCUGUGAUGAAAUAAUGGGAUUUAUCUGUUCGUUUGAUGUGCCGAGAUCACAUAAUAUCAAGAGCCGUUCUGUACUCCAGAAUUACUUAACUCUUUUUGCAAGCUGGAAGAAAAGCACCACCACCACCACCAAAAAGCCAGCGCCAACGAAACCAAAGACCACCGGGACGGUCACUCCGCCCAAUCUGGAUGCCCUCACUCCCCUGCAGGCCGACUCUCUGGACAACAUGACCCUUGACGCCAUAAGACAGGCCACCACCAACCUUGUAGCCAAGCUGGAGGACGUGGUGCAAGAUAUCUGGGUGGUGUCACUUGUGUCUAAAGCUUCCAAUAUACUGACACAGUUGGUGAACUCCAGUGCGUAUUUGGUACCGGAGACACAGGUCAAUGCGAGCGACCUUCUGCUUAGUCUUGGAGAGCAACUGACGGGCACAUUGAUAGAGGAUGUUAAUGUGACCAAAGAUGUUGUGGUUGAUGCAGCUCAGUCACUAUUUAAUGGCUUUGACGUCACGAUGAAAGCAUCAUUGGAGAAUUCUGAAAACUUAACAUCUGAUCAGAUGGUUCACAUCAUAGAAACCUCGGUUUCUUCCAUGGAAUCUGUAGAGACGGCACUAUUGUCACUUGGAAACUCCUCUACUCAAAACCAUUCCUUCUCCUCCGAUCUGUCCAGUAUGACAGUGGCCAGAGUGAAGUCGGCAGACCUGACGAGCGGAGCAUUCAGCACCAGCCUGCCCGCUUUCUGUAGAAUCACCUUCCCUGUCUGUUCUGUCCUGAGUGAUAGAACCAGCCAAUACGAAACAGUAAAUGUCAUGGUCUUGGCUCUGUCUGUUAACCCAUUCAGUCACUUAAGUCCUUUGGUAAUAGACGGGCCCGUGGUUAACAUUGAGCUUGGUGGAGAUGAUGGGCCCAUUGAUGUUGCAAAUCUGACCGACUACAUUGAGAUUGUACUGGUCAAGAAUCAGAGCUCACCGGUCAACGAGUCAAAGAUGAGCUUGGCGAAGGACAAGAACCUAAUGCUGAGUAUGAAUGUGACCUCUGAUAACCACACCGUGGUGCUGAUCGUGCAGCCGGACAUCGCCGUGCCGAUCGCCCUGCACCUCUGGUUCCAGGAACAACCCAACAGCAGUCUCCUGCAGAACAUCUCCCUCCCGGAUGAUUCAAAUGGGUUAUAUACCUGGGUGCUGACCUCAGACAUGUUCAUGAAUGGCACCGGUGUUUAUUAUAUCAGUGUUGCGGUGACCAAUGAGAGUAUAUGGGCACAGAGGACGUCUCUGGACUUUGCGGUCAGCCUCUUCGCCAGCCAAUGUGUGUUCUGGGAUGAUGAUAUGAGAGAAUGGAAUGAAUACGGCUGUCGUGUUGGUCCCCAAACGACACCUUCCGAGACCCACUGUCUGUGUAACCACCUGACCUUCUUCGCCAGCACAUUUCUGGUCAUGCCACACGUGGUGGAUAUCAGCGACAGUCUAGCGCUCUUUGCCAACGUGGCCAAUAACCCAGUAGGUGUGGGUUUGCUUGGUGCUUUGGUUGGAUUUCUCCUGACUGUGGUGGUGUGGGCACAGAAGAAAGAUCAGGAUGACCUGAAGAAGGUCAGAGUAGCCAUUCUUACAGAUAACGACCCCGCUUCUCACUGCCGAUAUAUGAUUAAGAUAUGUACUGGUCAUCGUAUGGGAUCUGGAACCACAUCUCAGGUGGUUCUAACUCUGUAUGGAUCUGAAGGACAAAGUGACCCUCAUCUAAUAACAGAUUCUAAGAAGGAAAUAUUCCAUAGAGGGGCAGUGGAUGUCUUUCUUUUGAAAACUCGACCUCUAGGAGAGCUACACAGCAUGCGAUUGUGGCACAGCAACUCCGGCAGCAGUCCCUCCUGGUAUGUUCAUCGGGUCACUGUGACGGAUCUUGCUGCCCAGAAGACGUGGUAUUUCCUGUGUGACUCCUGGUUGGCGGCAGAUUUGGCCGAUUGUCAGCUGGACCGGAUCUUCCCAUCAGCCUCCAAAGUCAACUUGAUGUCUUUGAGGUAUCUUCUCUUCUCUGGUACUGUGGAGAAGUUCCUUAAAGACCACUUGUGGUUUUCUGUGUGGACUCGCUGUCCCUGGAGCCCGUUCACCCGCGUGCAGCGGAUCUGCUGCUGUAUGUGCCUCUUGUUCUGCAGUCUGGUCAUUAAUAUCAUGUUCUGGAAUGAUCACUCUGAUGAAGAUUCACAGACAGGGGACUUUUUCAUAACCUUAACCCAAAUAAAGAUCAGCCUCCAGUCCUCAGCUCUUUUGCUGCCGGUGAAUCUCCUGAUUGUACAGAUGUUCCAGCUCAUCCAGGUGCAGGUGAACCAGGUGAACCCCACUAUCAACAAACUGCGGGUGUCCCUGACUGCAAAGCCACCGGCCAUGGAAGCUGUGGGACAGGAGCUACUCAGGGACAUAAAAGGCAUUGUAGACUUCCUACAGAAAUACAUCAUCCAGGUUCUUGGUGAUAGCCCAGAGCACUUGCUAACCUCAAAUAGCGAAUCAUUUAUUGAAUAUUUGGAUUCGAUUUCUCAUCUGAUCCAGAACUAUGUGUGUAUGGAAGGAGUGAGUCAUGACAACACUCGGCGCGUGACUGUGAUCACAGCCCAGCACUGUCACUUUCUACAUUAUGUGUACAAAGUAAUUGAAAAGCUCCAAUAUCAAGUUGCCUCCGUGGACCUUACAUAUGUUUCCAGGCCUGUCGAUUACAUCCAAGCCUCCAAUAUCUUGUACGACCUGAAAGAACUGCUGAAAAGUCAAAAUGUGUCAAAUGCCCCACUUCCCAGCAGUGUGACCAACAGUUUUCCCGUCACCGUGGCUCAAAAGCGAUGCUGCCGUAUGCCGAAAUGUUUUACCUUUCUGUGCUGGUUCUUCCUGUUUGCCAUCAGCUCCUUCUCAGGUUACUACAUGGUGCUUAUCAGCCUGGAUAUGACGAAGGACAAGGCCAUCAGCUGGCUCAUAUCUAUACUCCUCUCCUUGUUCCAGAGUAUUGUUUUAAUACCACCAAUUAAGGUCUUUGCACAAACUAUCAUCAUGUUUCGUGUGCUGAGACGAGUCAACAUUGAAGAUGCAGCAGAAGAGCAGCAGUUGUAUGGGAUUAUUGGCCUUUUAGAAAGUCGCCCAGACUGGGAGCUGUCAGGAUGUAGAGACCCAACCAACCCAGUCUAUUGUGCUCCACCGAACAAGAACACAACCAGCCUGAAGAAACAGAGGGUGAUGGAGCGGAAACUUUACACGUUAAUUCAUGACAUUAUCGUCCACUUGAUAUUCCUCACCACCACUAUGGUUAUGGCAUACGGUGACAAAGGGAACGAUUACAAUUUGUACAGCACAAUCAGGACGAGCUUCGCCGAGUCCUACUCCACGAUUGGAGCCAUAUCGGACUUUUACAGCUGGUCAAGAGGCACUUUGUUGCCCAACUUGUAUGGGCAAUACCCAGGCUUCAUUACAGACGGGAACUGCUUCCUCGUGGGCAGCCCCCGAAUCCGGCAGCUGAGGAGAGUCCCUACCAGUGGUGGAAAUGCAGAACUCUAUGACUCUGAGGACACCAGCAGCUACAGUCCUCAGUGGAGCGUUGUCCGCAACAACGAUACCCCAGGGGACAUGUGGUCAUACUACUCGGAAGAGGAGCUUGGAGGGUAUCCUAUCUGGGCGCAGCAAGGUUACUACUCUGGAGGUGGCUAUGUGACAGAGAUAGGCCUGGACAAUACAUCUGCAGCCAGUAUUCUUGAUCAGCUGGAAAGCAGUUAUUGGCUAGACGGCUUGACCAAAGUUUUUUUUGUGGAGUUCAAUGUGUACAAUGCCAACAUCAACCUCUUUGCCAUUGUAACCUUUAUCCUGGAGACCACUGUGAUCGGAGGCUUAGUGCCAUCCAUUGACCUGCAGAUCAUGCGUCUUUACUCGACCACUGACACAACGGUGACCUUGCAGCUUGGGGCUGAUAUUCUGUUUUUCCUCAUUUUACUGUACACCAUUAUAAUUCAGGUGAUGCGUCUCAAAGACCAGAAAUGGUCGUAUUUCCGUCAGACGCACAACUUACUGGAUCUCUGCAUUAUUUUCAUAAGUUGUGCCAACACUGGGCUCUAUAUUAAGCGGAUAAUUCUUAGGAGGCGGGAUAUAAAUCGCUACCACGUUGAUCACUCAAGGUUUAUUAGCUUCUAUGAGACAGCGAUGAUCGACUCAGCGCAAGGUUAUGGAGUUGCCUUUCUUGUCGCUCUUAUGACCGCUAAAUUGUGGCACCUCCUCAACUUAAACCCCAACCUGCAUCUGAUCACAGCAACCCUCCAGAAGUCCUGGAAUGAAAUCAGCGGCUUCCUUCUCACCAUCAUCAUCCUCCUGGUGGCUUACAGCAUCUCUUGCAAUUUGCUGUUUGGUUGGACUAUCAGCGACUACAGAACUCCUGUGAAAGCCUUUGUGACCAUUUUUAGUCUUCUCAUUGGGAUAUUUGAUUAUAAUGAGGUCAUCAACCUGGACCCAGUCCUGGGAUCGCUGCUCAUCUUCACUUGUGUCGUAUUCCUAGUCUUGGUAGUUGUGAACGUCUUCUUGUCUGCAUUGCUUCAUGUAUUCUCCAGCGAGCGCAAGAACCCCACGCCUUAUAAAGAAAAGGAACUGGUGGACAUGCUGGUAACGAAGCUGUCGGGGGCGCUGGGAAUACGAAAAAAGGAGGAGGAGACCGCAGAAGAGAAGGAAAAGGAGGAGUGAAGAGAUUACAUUACAGCCGGAUUACUCACCAGCGAAGCGCAAUGUAGAAGUGACACUGAGACGCCAAUGUUACCAGUCAUGAAGCCCCAGACCACCCAAAACUGGUGUUUAGAUUGUGUUGGGCACCGGAGAUUUAGGCCUUGUUCACACUCAAGUGUAUGCCCGUGUGAGGGCCAUGUUUGCCUGCACUGGGAUGUAACGGUGUUCCGUGCAAUCAAAUAUUCUCCCUACAUUUACUUGAAGCGGGGUACGAAUACUUAUCCACUGUGAAAGCAAGUAGUCCCGUGUUUCCCCGAAAAUAAGCCCGGGUCUUAUACGAAUUUUAGCAACAAAAGACACAGUA